AAACGUAGCGCGGCUAUGAUGCGCAUGCGCCAGACUGCAAUAUAACAAGAUGGCUGCGCCCAUGUUACUUCGAAGAAUCCCACAGUUUUUGAAGAUUCAGUUUUGGUUAUAUGGAGAGUCCAGAAUUCCCGAUGCAGUUAAAAAGCCUCUGCUCAUAGCUGGACUGCAGACAAGUUGCACAAGACGACAUCAGUCAUCUGGUCACAUACCAGCUCGGUAUGGGGGUUGGCACACCGUGACGUUAAUUCCUGGCGAUGGAAUCGGCCCAGAGUUAAUGUCUCACGUGAAGGAGGUUUUCAGGCAUGCCGAUGCUCCGAUUGAUUUUGAGGAGUUCACGUUGAGUGGGGAGAGAGAAUCAGUCGAAGGAGAAGGAGUAGAAGACGCAAUAGUAGCCAUCAAGAGGAACGGGACGGCGCUGAAAGGAAACAUCCACACGGAUGUCAACCGAUUUGCUGUCUGUAAAUCGGACAACGUUCGUCUCAGGGUUGGGCUGGACCUGUUUGCCAACGUGAUCCACUGCAAGAGCCUGCCGGGCCUGAAGACCAAACACAGCAACAUUGACAUCACCAUUAUCAGAGAAAACACGGAGGGUGAAUACUCCAGCUUGGAACACGAGAGUGCAAAUGGUGUGGUGGAAAGCCUCAAGAUCAUAACAGCCGAACGGUCAGAGCGCAUCGCCAAGUAUGCAUUUGACUACGCAACCAGGCACAAUCGUAAGAAGGUGACUGCCAUUCACAAGGCCAAUAUCAUGAAACUCGGCGAUGGUCUGUUCCUGGAGAGUUGUCAUAGCAUGUCUAAGCUAUAUCCAAAGAUUGAAUUCAAUGACAUGAUAGUGGACAAUUGCUGUAUGCAGCUCGUGUCCAACCCCAAUCAAUUUGACGUCAUGGUGAUGCCCAAUCUCUAUGGCAACAUCAUCAGCAACAUCGGGGCCGGUCUGGUCGGGGGACCGGGGAUUGUGCCAGGCCAGAACAUUGGAGAGGAAUUCGCUGUCUUUGAAACGGCAACUAGAAACACAGGGAAGACCAUCGCUGGAAAGAAUGUGGCCAAUCCCACUGCCACGCUGCUGGCUGGUUGCUUGCUCCUGAGACAUCUAGGCCUGAACCAACACGCCGAACUCAUCAGUGCUGCCGUCAUGAAAACAGUCACACAGAACAAGGUACAUACGGCCGAUCUGGGAGGCAGCGCAGCUACAUCAGAUGUGGUAGAGGGAGUCAUCCAAGAGAUACAAGCCAUCAAACAAUAAAGUUAUGUGCUUCUUAGAUCAACUGUGAAGAUACCUGCUAUUGUAUUUAUCUUGUUACAAUAUGUAUAAACCUGUACUAUAAAAUGCCUGGUAGUAAACCUAUGAAGAAUUUGCAUGUUAGGAAUUAGCAUUGGAACCAGUAAAAGCACCUGAAAACCCAACAUGUUCUCAUUCAACUUUGGCCACUCACUUUGCACAAGUCUGGAGUAUUAAUAUUUCAGAUAGGAAAUAUAAUUAUAGAUGCUGGGAAAGCCAAGAA
Molecule: messenger RNA, 1502 nt
Organism: Patiria miniata (bat star)
Lineage: Eukaryota; Metazoa; Echinodermata; Asteroidea; Valvatida; Asterinidae
Gene: idh3g
Product: isocitrate dehydrogenase [NAD] subunit gamma, mitochondrial-like
Exons: 10
Coding region: 50-1243 (397 amino acids)
Biological process (GO): isocitrate metabolic process; tricarboxylic acid cycle
Cellular component (GO): mitochondrion
Molecular function (GO): oxidoreductase activity, acting on the CH-OH group of donors, NAD or NADP as acceptor; NAD binding; magnesium ion binding
Source: RefSeq, a predicted model, not a curated record